Aspergillus niger is the source of this 684-nucleotide messenger RNA. RefSeq lists its product as hypothetical. The record is from RefSeq and is a predicted model, not a curated record. The transcript has 4 exons. NCBI's taxonomy places the organism in Eukaryota, Fungi, Ascomycota, Eurotiomycetes, Eurotiales, Aspergillaceae. Bases 1 to 684 code for a protein of 227 amino acids.
AUGAUCUACGCGGGUGUCACCGCGGCCGAUUUCCAUGCUGUUGGUAUCUGUUCAAUCAAACUACCGCCUCACUCCAUACUCAUGAGCUUCGUCGAUCGUAUUGCAAACCACAUCCCGGACUUCUGGUUAGACGAUGAUACGCUUGCCUCACUUGACGUCGAUAAGCACGGACCUGGAGUCUAUUUUGCGGCCAGUCCAGACCAAGACACCAAUUGGAUUCCACAUACGGGUAUCUACCCAGGCUCUAGUAGCAGACCCCGAGGAGGGGUUUCUCCUUUGUUGCUAUGUUGGGCACAUCUGUAUGCUCAGGCCAGACGAUCUCACCCAGCGAUCUCCGCGUCGGACAGACAGCUAGUGGGAGCCAUAGCUUCAUACAUAAAUCACACACGUACAUACAUACAUACCGACAUACAGGCUCUGGAGGAGCUUGGGCCAGCUGGGAGCGGUGGCCAUCUUACGGGGACUGACGGACAUUUAGCAUUUAGUACUUUCGGAGUGGCGUUGUGGCGCUGGUCCAGGAACAGGGUAAUCGGGAUGCCCCAGCCCAGUGGUUCGUCAGCCGAACCAAGAAAGCCAAAGUCUAAGGAGAAUAGCCGGAGAAGAUACGGCUGGACUAUCUUCAACCUCUACCCCAUGCGGCGUGACUCAUGCGACAACGCGUCUGCUACUGCUAUCGUGUCAUGA